UCAAAAUAAAUCCAAAUCGAUAUCUUUCAAAUGCACUAAACUUUGAAAUUAUGAAUCUCAAUCGAAAGUCAAUGCAUGCUGAAUUUAAAACACAGCUAUGGAUGUCAAGAUCGUGCAUUUUUCGACAGUUUUAUUCAUAUUUCACUCGGUUACUUCAUCAGAUGAUACAUCACAGAUUAAAAAUGUCAAAGAAAAUUUGGAAAAAAUCGAUAUCGAAAAUGGACUUGAUGUGUACGAAAAUGCGACUAUUCUAUCAACAGUAGAGAAAGGCGAAAAAAUGGACAUAACAGAUUACAAACUUCGCCUUUCAAUUCAGCUUUACAAUGACCUAAAUGAAAUAACUCAGCUGAGAUUAAAUACAAGCAAACAAAAUUCUAAAAUGAUAUAUGAUAUUGAAACCUUGCUUUACUCGGUUAGAAAAUCACUAGCGAAGGAAAACAAUCCGGAAACACUGGACGAUUUAUUUCUUUCGGUCGAGAAUCAAGGGAUAAUAAAAGAACUGGAAAAAUCGCUGAAUCAACUGAAAAACCUGAAAUUGAAAUUAUACGCAAUCACUGAAGAUUAUACCCGAUCAACGAUUCAUAAUGGUGUAUCGAAAGCCCUAAAACAAUUUUCACAUGACGAUUCCACAGAAGUACCUGUACAAAUGAGCUGGAAUAAAGACAUAAAUGAUGAAGAAGCGUUGCUGAAAUUCGAUAUUGAUCGGGAGUGUGACGAAUUGGAGAAACUUCGCAGAUUUUCCUUAAUGGUACAAGAUGAAUUGAAAGAAAUGCCAAGAUCGAAUAAUGGUAUCUCAGAAGAUAACAUGCAGUCGGAAUCCAAUUCACGAAACUCAUUACCCGAAAGUGCGACUGUACCAAUCUGGUUUCUCCAUGAAAAAGACAUCGAAGAGAUUCAACUCCAGUACGUAACGUGGACUUCAAUAUUCCAGCAGACUGAUAAAGAGGAAGUGAAUAUCAUGAAAAAAGAGAUUACGAAUAGAGGAUACUCAAUGGCACACUUCUGCAAAAUUUUAGCAGAAUAUUACAAUUUUACGACUAAAUUAUUGGAGUGUGCGUCGCAAGAAGACUCCGAAUGCCACAAAAUGGUAUUGGAAAUAAUAAAUCAUCAACAUUUUCAAGAUAUGGUUCAAAUUAUGACUACGAUUGGACUACUCGAUAUCUAACAAUCAACAGGUCAUCGUACUAUGUCGAGGCACAAAAAUGUCGCCCAAUGUAGAUUACAUAAUAAGAUAGGCACAUAAGUACCUACGGACUCUACAAUGGCAAGAAGGAUCCUUGAGAUUUGAGGAUAUUUUUCAGAUUUUACUCUCUACUCACCUCUAUAAAUUUGAGAGUGUUUUAGCCAUCACGAUAGUGUUGCUGCCAUUUCAAACGUGAAAUAAAAAAUGUACUCAAAUCGAUUUGUUUUACCCAUUUUCCAUGUGCAGAAAUUCAGAAAUAGAAAAACUAUGCAUACGUAUUUAAAUAACCCAAGCGAAGCGAGGGCGAAACCUUUAAAAAAUGUGUCAUUUAAGUUCCAAAAAAGUCGGAUAAAUCGCUUCUUUAUUAAGUCUAAAAAUUUUAAAGAUUUGACAACUUUGUAGAAAUUGACCUGCUUAAAAUACAUAUAAAUUAGACAUUUUU
Molecule: messenger RNA, 1625 nt
Organism: Planococcus citri (citrus mealybug)
Lineage: Eukaryota; Metazoa; Arthropoda; Insecta; Hemiptera; Pseudococcidae
Exons: 5
Coding region: 98-1165 (355 amino acids)
Source: RefSeq, a predicted model, not a curated record